Lucilia sericata (common green bottle fly) is the source of this 5470-nucleotide messenger RNA. It is a transcript of the gene CycT, whose product is annotated as cyclin-T. The transcript is spliced from 6 exons. Bases 940 to 4644 code for a protein of 1234 amino acids. Lineage: Eukaryota; Metazoa; Arthropoda; Insecta; Diptera; Calliphoridae. Gene Ontology annotation, cellular component: nucleus; cyclin/CDK positive transcription elongation factor complex. Gene Ontology annotation, molecular function: cyclin-dependent protein serine/threonine kinase activator activity. The record is from RefSeq and is a predicted model, not a curated record. Gene Ontology annotation, biological process: regulation of transcription by RNA polymerase II; positive regulation of DNA-templated transcription, elongation.
GUGCUUUGUCGUUCGGCCAUUCCCGUGAGUGAAUACAUUUUUUCUGUGAAGUGUUAAUUUUUAGAUUUUUUUCUGGAAAAAUAUCACAAUUGGUGCAUAUAUUUUGCACGAAAAACAAAAAUAAAUGUGUUAUUAUACUUUAUCUAAAUGUUGCGUCCUCAUUUGAGAUCUCCUAUUGCAUAAUUUGUGGAGUUUUUGAGGCGGUAAAUGUGUAAAGUGAUUUCUGUGAACGAAGAAGAAAAAUUCAUUUCCAUUUUUCUGUGAAGUGUGUGCGAGCGUGUGUAUGUGUACGUUUCGAAAUACUCGUGGCUUCAUGGCAAACUGAAAAAAUUUCGGAAAUUUCCUAAAAUUCGUGGAGUAAGCAUCGUCUUUUCUACCAAAUAAAAAUCCUUUAGAAAAAAAUUACACUGAAUAUUGUGUCGAAAAAUUCCGUCAAAUUGGUGAAAAUAUUUGUCAUUGUUUUGACAAAGAAAACAAAAAACCACAUCUGACUGACUUGGGAUACAAAUGUAGUGUAGUGUUAAGUGGCGUCGACGCAAAAAUUUCGUAGCAGCAGAAGUCGAAGUAGCAGCAUCAGAGAAAAGAAAGCGGCAGACACUGCACUGUUCAUUGUCAGUGAAAUAGCAGCAGCAAAAACGCGAAUUAAACGUCGUAAUAGUAGACGACCGCCAGCAUACCUGUACUUUUGAACGUAUGCCUGCCUGCCAAUAUUAUUGAAUAUUACACAUAGGAAAGAAAUUGAAAAUACAUAGAAAAACAAACAAACUAAUAAUACAAAAACAAACGAAAUUGUAUUCAAAAGUUAUGUUUUAAAUGUUGGCAGUAAUCCGGUCCAAUUGCUCUUAGUUUUCCUUCCCCGAAAUAUUCUUUGUUGGUAGCAUCUCUUUUGUUUACUUUCUGGUAAGCUUUUCCCACUUUCAUUUCAAUACCACAAGCACCAUGAGUGGCAUACCAAGUCCUUCACCUGCUCGCAUUAAUGGUGGCGACAGGGACAAGGAUUCUAUGUGGUAUUUUUCAUCCGAAGAAUUAGCCAAUUCUCCAAGCCGUAAAGCUGGAAUUUCACCAGAUCAAGAACUGUCCUACCGCCAGAUGACUGCGUAUCUUAUACAGGAAAUGGGUCAAAGACUUCAAGUCUCUCAAUUAUGCAUUAACACUGCCAUUGUGUAUAUGCAUCGUUUUUAUGCAUUUCAUUCUUUUACACAUUUUCAUCGGAACGGCAUUGCGGCAGCCAGUCUCUUUUUGGCCGCAAAGGUCGAAGAGCAACCACGCAAGUUGGAACACGUUAUAAAGGCAGCAAACAAGUGCCUCAAUCAGCCAACUACCUCCACCACAGAUACCUACUAUCUUGAGCAGGCCCAAGAUUUGGUAUUCAAUGAAAAUGUUUUACUACAGACAUUGGGCUUCGACGUUGCCAUCGAUCAUCCACACACUCAUGUUGUGAAAACAUGUCAAUUGGUUAAGGCUUGCAAGGAUUUGGCUCAAACUUCUUACUUUUUGGCCUCCAACAGUCUGCAUUUGACUUCGAUGUGCUUGCAAUACAAACCCUCGGUUGUGGCAUGUUUUUGCAUUUAUUUGGCUUGUAAAUGGUCGCGUUGGGAGAUUCCCCAAUCCACAGAGGGAAAACACUGGUUCCAUUAUGUGGAUGAGACGGUGACGAUGGAUCUACUAAAAAAAUUAACCGAUGAAUUUAUUGCCAUUUAUGAAAAGAGUCCGGCUCGCCUUAAAUCGAAAUUGAAUUCAAUUAAGGCACUGGCUCAAGGAGCCAGUAAUCGCCAGGGACAAGUUAAAGAUAAAAAGGCCGAUCAAGAUUGGAAGGUAUCGGACAUGAUGAAUAUGAAAAUGUAUCAUCCAGCUGAGACAGGAGUAAAUACAGGUAGCCAGUCCCAAUCAUCUUCGUCCCAGUACUCGAGUCAAGGAUCGGCCGCAGGCGAAGCGAUGUCGCAACAACAAAGUGGAAGUAUAUCACAACCCAUGUUACCACCGCCGCCUCACCAACCCCAACAAAUGCGCAAACCCGAUUUACAUUCAUCCAGUCAACACCGUUCUCACCACAGUUCUUCAUCAUCCUCGUCUUCACAUCAUCCCGCCAAAAUCGGCUAUUCACCUGGCGAUGUACCCGACCACAAGCUUAGUUCCGGACACAGCAAGCAGCAGCAACAAUCAGCACAGCCUUACGGUGGCAGCAAUAUGGUCCCUAGUAGACCACCUCGCGAGCACACCUCAUCGAUGAUGGCACCCUCAUCCAAUAAAUCAUCCAGCUCCUCUUCUAGGUCGUCGAUGUCGAAUAGCCUGCCAGGUGGUCCACCCCUAAGACAGUCUUCAUCACAGGGUCAUCCCAUGGAGGUUAAUUACCACAAGUCAAGAGAGCGUAACAUGGCAGUGCCACCACCAUCAUCGGGUCACAACAUGCCGCCGCAUGUUAUCCCACAUAAACUGCCUCAAAAACAAGACGGAAGCCGUUCGAUGUCCUCCAAAGAUCAUUCAGGUCGCUUGGUUGCAGAUCAAGCUAAUAAACAAAGUAACAGCAACAGUAGCAGUAACAAAAUGUUUCCAUCUUCAGUGUCUUCGCAAUAUGGUGGCAACAAUUUACAAUUGCCGCCAGGAAACAGUAGUAGCAGUCAAUUAUCGUCUAAACUUGAUACAAUGCAUGAUAUAACACGUAACUUAAUGCAUACAUCGCGAAGUGGUUAUAACAAUCCUCCACCUCCUCCAUCUGCCACAAACGGUCCUGCAGCACCUCUACUCAACUUUCAUCAACAGCAACAGCAGGGAUCACGCCACGGUAGUAGUAAUAGCAGCAAUAACAAUAAUAAUAGCAGUCUUAAGCAUGAACAAUCCAAACAACAAAUUUCCGUCCAUAUGCAACAACAGUCGCAAAAUGCGUCCCACCACCACAAACAGCCACAACCACUACCUGCAGAUCAAUCGUAUGGCAGUUUAAGUGGAGCUCAUGAUCUGCAACAACAGUCACACGUCGCCUCCUCUCUUAUUAGCAAUAAUUAUAGUAAAAUUGAACCUCUACAUCAUUCCGAAGAACCCCCACAACAUCCUGCAAACCAAUACCAUCAACAACAACAAGCUCAACAUGCGCCCAAAGCUGUCAAUUCAUUGUUUAGCCCUGAAUGGAAUGAUAAGCCGCAAGGGCAACAACAGGAGCAACAAAUUGUCCAACAGGUGCAACCACCACCGGUACCGGGCGGCGGUCUUAACAACUACAUGAAUAGUUCCGGAAAUUUGACACAAAAUCCUGAGGCUUAUGCAGCCAGCGGCUAUAAAAUACCUUCUAGCUCCAUAAGUAAUAAGGAAAGUAGUCCUCCAAAGAUAAAAAGCGAACGAGACACUCCUUCCAAGAAGGAAAAGAAUCGCUCUAAUUCGUCUAAUCAAGAUAACGGACGGUCGGCUGUUGGUCAUGCCUCAACGCAGCAACAGCAACAAAUUCCUAAAACUACAAUUCCCAAAAAACUUGAUUCGUCAUUAUCAAAUUCAUUAACAGGCCUUAACGAACUUGCUGGUACAAGUAAUAUGGGUACGAUUGGCGGUAUUAAACGUCCCAACGAAACGGUCACCAUUAAGCAAGAAGACGAUUUAUUAAUGCGUGACAGCAAAAUACGAAAGAUUGAUACGACUGCCGGCAAUGACAAUGGUAAGCAUCAGGUUGUGAACGGCAUAGAAACCAAUCCAGAUCUAGUACGAAAUCUGUUAAAGGAGAGUCUAUGUAGCACACCUUCCAUUGUCACACCAAGUUUACAGCCACCUGCCGAAUUGUUUGAACCCUCUGCCACUACCUCAUCAACAAGUCAACAUAACACCUCUAUAACAUCGAUUAGCAAUAAUGUUCUGUCCGGCAAUUCCGAUGUUUCCGCCAUGGAGACCGAUGAUCAUGGCACGUCGGGUAGUAAGUCGGAAAAGAAGAAGAAAAAGGACAAACAUAAACACAAAGAAAAGGACAAGUCGAAAGAUCGGGAAGAAAGAAAGAAACACAAAAAAGAUAAAGACCGCCAUAAAGAUAAGGAGCGUGAUCGGGACAACAACGACAACGCAAAUUCAAGUGCUGCUGGAGUUGCGGAACACGUUAAAAUAAAAAUUUCUAAAGAAAAGCUGGAGGCUGCUGGAGAACCAAUUGGGUUUAAAAUAAAAAUACCUAAAGAUCGUAUAAUGGGAGAUCUUAAUACAGGUUCUUCCGGCCAAACAAAUACAGAUUCAGCUCCAUCGCAUGCUCCUCCGGUUUUAAAAAUCAAAAUAUCCAAGGAUAAACUGGAGAGCUAUAGCAGUGGCUCAACAGACAUGGGCGGCGGUUUGGCAGCGACAACGCAUCCAUCAUAUGCCCAUAACCAAUCUAUGGCAUAUUCUUCUUACGGCGCCGCAGGAUCACACUCCAACCUCUCAACAACGACGCAUAGUAGCAGCAGCAGUAGCAAGAAAAAAGAUCGCGACCGCGAAAAGGACCGCGAGAGAGACAAGGAUAAGAAACGCAAUCACGAUUCUUCUUCGAAAUCAAACGGUGGUGGUAGCAGCAGUUUAAUGACUGCCGGAGUAGUUGCUUCAAAUGCAACAAAUGGUUCAAUUGCUGGACAAAACCACUCUAACUCUAAUAACAGUGGCAGUAGUACAACACAAAAAGCGCAAUAUUCCAGCAAGUUUUAAGUGUAACAGUUUUGAAAAAGGAUUAAAAACUUGUUUCUCGAACAGCUCUCUUUCUCUGUCACUAACUCUUAUUCACACACGAACACACUCAGUGAGUGUCCUUGAUAUUUAAAUAGAAACUACUAUUAUAUGUAGAGAAAAUCAAAUAUAAGAGAGAAAGAUUUUCGUAUCCAAACACUAGCUAUGCACCGAUGAACCAAAUUAACGCCAGAGAUUAAACAUGCAUAAAUGUUAUAAGAAGCAACGGUAUCCACUAUAUACAUACAUAUAUAUUCGUAUAACGGAAUAUAUAUAUAUAUAUAAAUACUCGUGAAUACAUUCAUACUAAAAUAAAUAUUUAUACAUAUAUUUAUUUAAUAAUAAUAUUUUAAAGGAAUACAAAUACUUUUAAGCAAAAACAUACAUAAUUUUGAAACAAACAUAGUUAAACAAACAAGUGUUAAAAAUUACAUAUUACAUACUUAAGACAUACAUAUUUAAAAUUUACUAUUGAAAUUGUUAAACAUGAUAAUGAUGCAAGAAAAAUAAAUAAAAGCAAAAACAGAAAGAAGUCUUUGUUAAAUAAAUUAGUAGCCAUUAAUGAAAAUAUAAAAUGGUAUAAACACAAAUUUGAAACGUUAAAUGUAUUUGUUGCACACACACAAAGUUAAUGUUAAACCUUUUUUAUUUUCAACAUCGGGUUUAGAAAGAAAACUUAAUCUAAGCCAUAAUAAAAAACUUACUUCAACACAGAAUAUUAAGAGUGAAAAAAAAAAAUAAAAAGUUAAAAUAAUAUAAGCAACAACAAAUAACAUCUUAAAAAAAAUCAUAAUAUAAAAAAUAAAAA